AUGGUUGCAACACCUGAGGGAAUAAUUUUGAGAGAGGACCCAGUACAUUUCCCAAUGCUGUACAUUUAAAUUCUGUUUCAUAGAGGGUGCCGUUUGUAUUUAUUACUACAAGGCCAGUCAAAAAGGAGAGAAACAACUGUGAAUAACUUUUAUAAUACAUGUAUCACUGAAAUUCAGAAAGCGAUCAUGUUGGUGAAUCCUUCUGCACACACGUCCAGUAAUUAAAAAAUCCCCCAACUAUAUUGAUGAAAGUUAAUUAUUGAAUCUGUUCAUUUUAUGAUUUACCUGCAUGUUCUGUCAAAAAAAGUUUUAACACAAUGACAAACCGAGUGAAUGAAGGUUUUCACACAUUUUUGCACAUUUUGUCCAAACAGCAGUAAAACCCGUGUUUGCUUGGUGUUAUAAAGGAUUAUUUUGUCACUCUGAAGUCACAAGGCCUUAGAGCAAUGGUUAACGUCUGCAAGGCUGCAGAGGUCAUUUAUUUAGUGCUGCGUCACCAGCAGAAAGCUUUUAAUGUUUACAUGCAAAACUAGAAAAUACUCAACCAGAAUCCACAAAAGCAGACUGGAUUCAGCUCAAACAGAAACAUCAACCUGGAUUAAGACCUGUGUGUUUUAAUAAGGUUAGAUAGAAGAACAAUAUUUUUUCUGGAUUAAGUUUUUCGCAAGGUAUGCUUGUGCAUUGUGGGUGUAGCUUUUCUGUCUGCACCUGUUUAAUUUUGCUAUUGCUUUCUGUGGUUUUCAACAAGAAAAAAGAAUUUAUGAGACGAGGAGACUGACUGUUUCUCACUAAAUUGUCACUUCUUAAGGAAGAUAAUAAUUUGAAUCCAGUCAGUUUCUGAUUUUUGGGGAAUAAUAUCCUGUUUUACCGCAAAAAAGCAUAAAAAGCAUAAACAGCACCCCCGCUGAGGAGGUUGUUUAUUAAUACUUGGGCAAUACUUUAAAAACAAUUUAAAAAUUUAUUUUGCAUAAAAAAAUAAAAGUUUAAUUUUCAUGAUGUCUUCAGUUGAACAUUGUAGUAGGAGGUAACCUAGAAUAGCAUCCAACUGAACAAAUGUUUGACAAAUUACAUUCUGCUCUUUACUCCACCUAUCAGACUCUUGACUUGAUGAUGCAAGAUGACUAAACAUUUUCAUCAAUCAAUGAUGAAACGAAAAAAAAUCUGGAUAUUUAGAAACUUAUAGCAGCAUUCUGAACAUAAAGCUAAACAUUAAGCCGUGAAAUAAAGAAAUUUAUUAUCACCUGCUGUUGUAAAUCAUAAUAUUUAUUUCUUGUAAAGUAGGUUUUGAAAAAGGUAACUCUUUACCUUCCAUUUAGGGAUAUAUGAUAAAGUGAAGACUAGAAAUACACUGUAAAACAUUUUCUUUCCAUCUCAGGAUAGAAAAACAAGCCGCUAAGCAUUCUGGGAAAUACUUCCCACUCCUGUUUUUUUCUUCUUUCAGUUUUUUUAAGUGCUAACACAAAUUGCUACUGUAAGUUUAUCCUUCACAGACUCAAACAUUUAGGUUCAAAGUGUAAAACUGGCUAAAUUUAUUUGACUUAAAGAGUAUCAGACAGCAGACGCAACUAUAUGGUCUCAAAUGUUUUACAGUGCCAUUAUGCAUGCUUUUGCAUUUGUCCCGACCUCAUUUCUGGUUUGUGCAUCAGUUUGCUUUAAUUGGACCUUUAAGAAGUUAAAAAUAAACAAACCUCUGGUCAGUUUUUGGUGUCAUCACGUUUAAAUCAUCAUGAAACUUGGGUCACAACCCGUGUUUGUCACCGCUGGUCUUUAAUUCACAGAAAAUGCUUGUUUGUUUCCUCGUGAGAACUCAUGCGACCCACAAACACCAACAUGACGCUGACUGUUCUGCUCAGUUCCCCUUUUCUAACCUUCGAGGUUCAGCAACGCUUCCCAAAGCGGCUUUGUCCUGUUCUGUUUGAAAGGUCGAUCAUGGAGCGCGCUGCUUUACCGCUCAGGAACAAAUCAGGAUGUCACAUGCAGGCUCUGAAGUCUCUGCUGUUCUACGUGUGGGAUGUUUACUCCAAACCCGCUCCGUCAGGCAGCGAAAUCCUUUCUCUGCUGUCUAUCUGCUCCACCUUCGCCGUCUUUACCGGUGGACUGCUGCACCACUGGCUGUCACAGACUCUAAAGUACGACCAUGUUGCUUCGGUCCAGACCGCCUGCUUCUACAGCGUGACCAUGCUGCUGGUCUCCUUCCUGUUCCACCCCCUCCGCUGCGUUCUCACCAUGACCCUUCCCACUGUGUGCACCAAACAGGGACGCAAACUCCUCAUCUCGGCCUCCGUCAUGAUCCUGGUGCUGAAUGUCAUCCCUAACAUCACGGUCAACGUCGGGGCGGUCGCGCGGAUCCUGAAGUGCACGGCUGAGGGCUUCACCAGGACCCUGCUGAACUCGUCUGAACCCUUCAACGAAGCAAAGCGAGACCUGGUGGAGGAAGCCAUCAGAGUGCAGAGGGAGGACUUGAGCAUCGUCACCAAUUUAAGGAAGUUGGACCAUUUCACGCAUGUUGACGUGUCAGAAGUCAGAAGCACGUUUUCUAAUGUGAUUGGUCAGAUAGAGGUCAACUUCUCACAUGCGAAGAACCUGCUGAGAGACUACAAGCUGCUGUCAAACCGGAUCCUCGCAGCUGUUUUUGUUGCAUUAUUGAUUAUUGAAUCAGCACGAUACUUAAAAUCCUACCUGACUUCUGUUCAGUUUGAUAACAGCUUCAUCGCUGCGUCUUCUGAGGGGGAUGAACAGCAGCCUAAAGAUAAAAUCAGGGUCGCAGUCUGUAAAAUAACAAGUCAGGAAUGUACCUCUUCCUUCAUAUCUCUGGUCAUUGUGACGUUAUACUUUAUUUCAAUAACUCUAAUCGUAGUUUUAGAUCACGUUGUGUAUCACAUAGUCCAGGUGAUCGUGCCGUGGGUGAUGGAUUUCCCACCGACGACUGCUGCUAUAACUGUCAGCUAUAAGGUUAACUGGUUUCCUCCUGCCCUCUGCAUUAUCCCUCAGUCAUGUGUCACCCAGGAGCUGAUCAACUUCCACAAGGACUACAAGUGGACCUUCAACCCCGAACCGUCUCUCUGUGACGUGACAACGUCAGCUCCGAAGCUGGGCGUCACUCUCCUGCUGGGAUGUUUCUGGCUCAUGAGCUACCUCAUGGUGUUUCUCGAAGUUUACGCCAGGCGGCUUCGCAGGAACAUCUGCGCGUCGUUUUUCAGAGAGCAGGAAGACAGAAGAAGAGCCUAUUUGACAAAGAAAUUAGAGGAAAAACAGAAGAUGAGGAAGAAAAGGACGGCUAAAGCUAUUAAUGUUUGAAUUUCUAAGUGAAAUGUCCUAAUUAUGAUAGAUUUAUGUUUUAGACAAAAAUAUUGUGUUUUUUAUGUCUAUUUUACUUUUUGUUUUACUUGUAAUAUGGAUGAAAGUAACAUUAUCUAACCCCAAGUACAAAUUAGGCUUAAUAGAAAAAUAUGCAAACUACCAUCUUCUUGGAACAGUUUAAGUAGCUUAACACAACUCUUAUUAGCUUCUCAAAAUUUACCACAAAAUUUCAGUUUUAAUGACCACUGUGGGUUAAAAAUUAUUUUGUUUCUUUAUAACUUAUUCAUA
Molecule: messenger RNA, 3588 nt
Organism: Poecilia latipinna (sailfin molly)
Lineage: Eukaryota; Metazoa; Chordata; Actinopteri; Cyprinodontiformes; Poeciliidae
Gene: ocstamp
Product: osteoclast stimulatory transmembrane protein
Exons: 4
Coding region: 1810-3297 (495 amino acids)
Cellular component (GO): membrane
Source: RefSeq, a predicted model, not a curated record